AUGUGGGAUUUUCUCUACGCUGUGCUUCUCCUCGCCAACUCUCUCGCUGUUCUAAACGAGCAGCGGUUUCUUGUACCAUAUGGGUUAGGUUUCCAUCAACUCUCGAAUGGACCAACGGCGCCGCUCAAGGUGCAAGUGGUCGGACUGAUACACGCGGUUCAGUAUUUACGGGUGCCAUUGAUUGCUGCCAACAUCGUUACGAUAUUCUUCAAGCUUCUGUUUGCGUAA
This is a messenger RNA of Closterium sp. Yama58-4, 228 nucleotides long. NCBI's taxonomy places the organism in Eukaryota, Viridiplantae, Streptophyta, Zygnematophyceae, Desmidiales, Closteriaceae. The record is from the annotation of a GenBank genome assembly.